UGGAAGAUCAGACGCACACACCUUUUUUACUUGGACCCUGCAAUCGGAUUGACCUGGCGAGUUUUUUUUUUUUUUACAGUGCAGGCAGAGGCAGCGCAACAGCGCCACCGUAGAUCAGUCAGUACCACGCGCGCCGCCGGCGACGACCAGCUUCUCCGCGGGGAUGGCGGCUCCUGCAGGGCCCACGAGGUUGGCCUACUUUGAUGACAUGUGGGCCCUCCGCGCCCCCGCCACCAUCCUCUCCCUCCAUCAGGAGGAGGGCGGCCGGCGAGCCGUGGUGCUGGACGCCACCGUCUUCCACCCGCAGGGCGGCGGCCAGCCGGCCGACACCGGGGCCAUCGUCUCCGCCGCCGGCGCCGGCGCCAGGUUCCUCGUCGAGGACGUGCGCGUCAAGGAUGGGGUGGUCUUCCACUAUGGCAGAUUCGAGGAUGCUGCUGGAGAGGAGCUCAGCCAAGGGCAGAGCGUCAGCUUGGAAAUAGACGCGGAACGGCGCAAACUCAACUCCAGGCUUCACUCUGCAGGACAUUUGCUGGACAAUUGCAUGACCAACCUUGGCCUUAAGCUGGAACCUGGGAAAGGAUAUCAUUUUGCUGAUGGGCCUUUUGUUGAGUAUAAAGGAGUUGUUCCAGCGGAUAAAUUGCAGGAUAAGAAACUUGAGUUAGAAAAGGAGGCAAAUGAACUGAUUUCUAAAGGAGCCAAGGUCUUAGUCUCUGUUUUCUCUUAUGAUGAGGCCGCUAAAUUAUGUGGAGGUGCUCUGCCUAGCUACAUUUCAGAGGGUAGCACUCCCCGCAUUGUGAAAUUUGGUGACUAUCCUGGCUGUCCUUGUGGAGGCACUCAUGUAGCCGAUAUCGCAGACAUCGGUAACCUAAAGGUCACAAAUAUACGAGUCAAGAAAGGUGUGACUAAAGUUUCCUACAGCAUCAGCCCAUAGUUUUUCUGGGCAACUCUCACACCUACAAUUUAGCAGAGGUCAAAGGAUAAUUAUCCAGAGAAUCAGAAGGCCGGCUGCAUUGGUCUCCUCAUAAAUUCUAUUUUGUGUGACGACACUAAAUAUAUGGAGGGCAAAAUAGAUAAUUACAUCUGAUAUUUCCUCUUAGUGCCACUGUAUAUGCCCAUGUGCAGAUCAGAUGAUCAGGGUAUCAUGCCCCCUGCUUAUUCGUUGAGUUAUAUGCCCCGACUCUAAUUACAUCUGAUAUUUCCUCUUAGUGCCACUGUAUAUGCCCGUCCUUUACCAUUAUCUAGUUGUAUGUGAUGUCUUGUUAUAAUAUACCCCCUCUGUAAAGUAAUGUAGGAUGUAAUGGAACAGAGGGAGUACUGUGUAAGACAUAUUUGAUUAUUAUGAUUAAAAUAGUGUUCCCAAAUAAAUAAAAGGAAAGUAUGAGA
This is a messenger RNA of Triticum dicoccoides, 1383 nucleotides long. RefSeq names its product alanine--tRNA ligase-like. The record is from RefSeq and is a predicted model, not a curated record. Gene Ontology annotation, molecular function: ATP binding; alanine-tRNA ligase activity; nucleic acid binding. The transcript has 8 exons. Lineage: Eukaryota; Viridiplantae; Streptophyta; Magnoliopsida; Poales; Poaceae. Bases 164 to 931 code for a protein of 255 amino acids. Gene Ontology annotation, biological process: alanyl-tRNA aminoacylation.